Messenger RNA from Dreissena polymorpha, 765 nucleotides. RefSeq names its product short-chain collagen C4-like. Bases 1 to 765 code for a protein of 254 amino acids. NCBI's taxonomy places the organism in Eukaryota, Metazoa, Mollusca, Bivalvia, Myida, Dreissenidae. The record is from RefSeq and is a predicted model, not a curated record. The transcript has 3 exons.
AUGUUAAGUACUUACGCUAUCCGUCUGGUCAUAUUGUGGGUACCCGUGCCGGCCUCCCGUCUUGGUCGGGAACCAGAGUGCUCCUGUUUCCACUACGAGGAGCAGCUCCUGGAGAAGAUGGUCCCAAUAAUCAACCAGAGGAUUUCAGAGACCAUCCGCAAGAAAGAAAUAAAAACCAAUGAAGUAAAAGGUGUGAUUGGUUCUUUAUAUACCCGCUGGGGUCGCUCUACUUGCCCCACAGGAUCAGUAUAUCUCUUCGAUGGAUUUGUAGCGGGGGUCUACUAUGACUACCCUGGAGGUGGUGUGAACUACCUUUGUCUACCUAAGGACCCUAUCUGGGCUGAUGGGAAUCGAACAGCACGUUUUCCAGGCUCGAUUCAUGGUAACGAGUACCAGACAAGCAACAGCUAUGCAAAUAUUUGGAACCAUCUUAGCGACCACGAGGCCCCGUGUGCCGUGUGCCAAGCCAACGGACCAACUAUGAUGAUCCCGGCCAGGAAGGUGUGCUACGACGGUUGGAGGCUUGAGUACCACGGGUACCUGAUGACAAUUUACUGUUCACACGAAGGCAGUAAGGAAUACUUAUGUGUGGACGCAGAGGCUACUGCAGCUCAAGGCAGCAGCCCUAGGAACGAGAACGGAGCUUUAUUUUAUUUUGUGAAACCUGCAUGUGGUUCUCUGAAAUGUCCGCCUUACGACGAAAAUAAGAUUCUUGUCUGUGUUAUUGUUCCAUUCAUGGGUCUUCAAAUAUCCAGGACCACGUAG